Molecule: messenger RNA, 321 nt
Organism: Volvox carteri f. nagariensis
Lineage: Eukaryota; Viridiplantae; Chlorophyta; Chlorophyceae; Chlamydomonadales; Volvocaceae
Exons: 2
Coding region: 1-321 (106 amino acids)
Source: RefSeq, a predicted model, not a curated record
AUGGCGGCGGUGCAGCUGGUGCUGGUGGGGUUGCUGCUGGCACUGGCGGGGAUGCCGCUGGCCAUGGUGAAGGUGCUGCUCGUCUCGGGGCUGCUGCUUCCGUCGGCAGGUCAGUUAAUUAGUGGCCAGGAUGUCACGCCAUAUGACGUGCUAACAGACAUAAUAAAUGCGGAUGGAUCACUGGGUAAUGAUGAUUAUACAAUAGGAGCUUUCUCUCAAAGCUCCGGCUUGAUUCGGCUGGCUCACUCCAGCUUCGUUAACUUGAUGUGCGCGAUCGCGGUAGGCAAGGACGGGCUGGGAACGGAUCCCUGUCGAGCCUAG